Molecule: messenger RNA, 2469 nt
Organism: Nicotiana attenuata
Lineage: Eukaryota; Viridiplantae; Streptophyta; Magnoliopsida; Solanales; Solanaceae
Exons: 4
Coding region: 326-1549 (407 amino acids)
Source: RefSeq, a predicted model, not a curated record
UUUAUCUUCCCAACAUUUCUUAUCAUAUUUCCUCCCAAAAAAAAACCCUAAUUCCUCCUUUUCUUAUGAAACUUGCAGAAAUUCGUCAUAUCCCACCCGGAUUAAUUAAGGAAAUUAUGAACCCCAAGAACGAAUUAUAAAAGUUGAAGAAGGAUCAAGAGAGAAAAUAAGAAUCUAAGAUUCACUUACUAGAGAUUCUGCUUGGGGAAAAAGUUGAAAAGUAUUGCCGGUACCGCCCCGAAAAUAUAUAAGGCGGCUCCUUUAUAGGAGGGCAUUGGCAUGAAACUGUUGUUUGCUUCAGGUGAUUUUUAGCUUUAUUCUAGGCAUGGACCCUAAAUAUGGAAGUGGAACCUGUAACCAUUCUCGAACAGAUACAGUGGUUACUGAAAAUGAAACUGAGGCCAGUUCACCAAUAAUCUUUCUCCUGGAUUCUAAAAAUGAGAGUGAAAGCAGAACAAGUUCAGAUGCCAUCUUAAAUGAAAGUACUUCAGGAUCAAGUAAAAGUUCAGAACUUUCCCGUUCCAUAUUUUCAUCCUCAUCUGGUUCUUCCUCGGGUGAUUUCAUCUUAGUGAAUCCAAAAAUAGCAUCCAACUCUAUCUCAUUAGAUGUACCAUCUUCUAGGGAUGCCAAACCUUUAUCCCAAGAUGACUACAAUGGUUUGAAUGGUAUGUUCUGUAAAUUGGAACUGAAUACAUCAACAAGCUCCACCUCGCAGAUUUCAGACAUCUCUGAUGAAUCUUUAUUGCCAACAGUGUCAAUUACAAAAUCUCCUUCUAUCCAAAUGAUGGAAAGGCAAGGAGGCUAUGAUCCCAAAAGAGUUCCGUCUUCUAUUUUUGGAAGUAAAUCGUCAACACCUAAGGAAUGGAGUGCUGCCUCUGAUGAGUCAUUGUUUAGUAUCAACGUCAGUCUUUCGAGGGAUCAUAUUCUAUUGAUGGGUGGAGAUAUCUGGAAGUCAGGGGAACUUCAUAAAUCUGGGGAACUAAAAAACAAGUGUGUAGAAUUAGACAGAUCUGAAGAAGUUAGCAAGUCCGGCAAGCUAAUUAGCUUUAGGGACUCUCCAACUGUAAAAGGAGGAAAACAUACGGAAAAGAUCUGUGAUACAGAAAGAGGUGUGGUAACUGGAAACAACUUUAUUGAAGCAGGAAGUCAACAUGAACCAAUUAAGAAAGAACUCCAUUUUGAAGAGGAAAUAAAAGUAGGACGGAACGCAGAAUAUUCAACUACCAUUGGCUAUUCCAAAGGGAAUGAAGGGUUUAGAGACUCCUACAGCACAAUUCACCAUUCUGACGGGAGUAGUACAUCUUUAGCUUUUCCAGUAAGUGGGAAGUCCACCGAACCUUUCUGCCAUAUUGUUUAUUACACAAGAAAGAAGUCCAUAUGGCCAUUGUGCUUCUAUUCCUAUUGUAGCUGCGGGUCUUGCUGCUCUAGGUGGCCAAGCAGUUGCUUUAAGUGCUCAGGCUGCUUAUCUUGUAAGUGGUCAAGCUGGAUUUGUUGCUCUUGUAAGUGGUUAAGUUGGUCUGGUUGCUGCCAUAAGUUGCCGAGUAGAUAGGGAUGCUGCUGAAACUAAUCAAGCUGCUACUUUUAGCAUCCAACGUAGCCCAGCAGAGGCGGAUCUAAGGUGGGUCGUGUGGUUCAAGUGAAAUCAUUGCUUUCUGCUCGAACAAUGCAUACAUAUAGAAACAAAUUUUAAUAUGUACAAUCACACCCAUUCUGAAUGAUUAGUCCUGUGACUCUAGAUCCUGGAUCCGUCGUGUCAUGUGUUCUAUGUCACCAAGCAGCUGCUACAAGUGUCCAACCUGACCUAGCUGCUGCUCUAAGUACUGGAAAAGCUGUGGGUGCCACUGUUUUUAGCAUUUGGCUGCUAGGCUAACUGUAAAUGGAAAGAACAUUGUUGCUCAAAACAAUUCCUGACAGCAUUCAUAAGGCAUCCUAUAAAUCACGAGACGGAUAGCAGCCAACGAUGCAUAUUGGUUCAGCAUCAAACAAUCCAGCCAAAAUGUGGAGCUUAAUGAUAUGUAGCUGAUCACUGAACAUUGUCCAAUUUUUUGAUCUUGCUAGUGUACAUAUUAGUAGGUGAUUGAGUUUAGACAUCAUGUUUUGCCUCACACGAUUUGGUCCACUGUGCAUACAUUUCUUUCCUCCAUUAAGUUAAGAGAAGAAGAAGUGGGAGAAAGGCUAGGAGGACUAAGGAAACUGGAAAAUAACUUGACCUGCUGAGUAAUAAUCCACCAUAGCAUAUCAUAGAAUCAGAUGGAGGCUAACUUACAUUCUCUGAAUAUCUAUUUGCUCAUGUUCAUACAGUAGUGGAAGAUAAACACAUAUAACCUUGCUCUGAUACAAAUAAAGGAAUUAAAAUUUGGAGAUUAUAAUAUACCUUGUUAUAAGAUCGGUUGUGUGUUACCACCUCCAAUUGCCUAGUUGUUUCCUACAGGAUCACUUGUGGAGUCUUGUAGCUUUUUAGCCUAAAGG